This is a messenger RNA of Mollisia scopiformis, 1932 nucleotides long. RefSeq lists its product as uncharacterized. Bases 1 to 1932 code for a protein of 643 amino acids. The transcript has a single exon. NCBI's taxonomy places the organism in Eukaryota, Fungi, Ascomycota, Leotiomycetes, Helotiales, Mollisiaceae. The record is from RefSeq and is a predicted model, not a curated record.
AUGUCCGACGCUUUUCCAAACAAGUCGGAGGCUCCGACUGAGAACCCUUCUACUCCUUCUCUUCCAGACAAAGCAGAUUCCGAUGCGGCCUCCACAAACUCUUGGGAUUCCGAUUCUAAGGUACCUCAAGCUACCGAACCAGCUCUUGAUGUCAAGGGUAAGGGAAAAGAGGUUGAUACACCCGACGACAAACAGGUAUCUGGACCAUCAACAGUUCCUUCCUCUACUCCAAAGGCUGAAUCUCAGCAACCUGAAGGUUCAAAAAAUACGACCGAGCCAGUUAGUCACGGUUAUCAUCGCCCUUCCGUGGAAGACUCUGAAGAUAGUGCAUCUGAGAUUGAUUACUUACCUCCAAGACAUCUCGCGGAAAAACUGCGUGAUAUGAUCCUCGAAUUGGCUUCUAUUCCCACCAGACCAAUGAACGUCUGUGGCACAUUCCGGAAUUUAGAUCCAUCCAACGGCCAGUCGACACCAGAACGUCGGUAUCCAAUAUUUGACGAAGUAAUGUCCAGCAGUAAAUUGCCAGUUGAUCAAAUUGAUCGACUCAGAAAAGAAUUCGAGUUAGGAGAGGAGAAGAUAAAAAUCGAGAAGCGAAAAAAGGAACAAGAUUCCUCCACUGCGGGAGGAGCUGCUAAAGAUCCAUUUCCGUUACCACCGAGUACACAAGCCUUUGUGGAAGCCUGUUACCAACGUCUCAGAGCCGAGAAAAUCAGACAAGACAAUGAUCCAUUCAUCCCGGAAAUCGUAUCGACGGUUCACGACACACCAGCUCCCGAGAAUCGACAGCAACUGCCAACAGCAGACAUGCUAUCUAACCUGCAAAACACACCAAGAGAUCAGGUUCCAGCAGACAAAAAGCACAAGCGGAGAGUAAGCUUUACUUUUGACCCUAGCACAAGUGGGCCCCGAAGCGCAAAUGUCCAUACAACCCAGGCUCCAGCUAGAGGAAUUCUGAGAAGGUCUUCGGCGUCCUCUUCGGGCUCUACGACUCCUCUCAUAAAUACACCUGGUACCCUGAAGGACCAGACGAGGCAAACUACUGCGACGGAAGCUUUUAAGUCAUCAUCUUCAAAUGCAGGCUCUAAGAGAACGACCGCUUCCAGCAGCUCUAAGAAUGCCGGAACUUCAUCAGCAAACAACACGGCAGCCACACCUACCAAGGGAUCUUCGGCAGCGACCCCACCCUGUGGAGGAAGAUCCGUUCCUGAUGGAGCGAGAGCCGUCCCUAGCGACGCCAACAGCUCUAAGACGUCCUCACGAGAACCCAAAAGUAGGGCAAGAGGAGAAGGCACCACGCCAAAUUUCUUCCGCCAAUACUAUGGCCCUCCACCAUUGAGAAGGCGGCGACCAGUGCCAGGCUCGGGUUCGUUCUUCAGCGGAGCAGCUGCAGCGGGUCCACAUACAAGCCAGACAUCCGACCAAGCUGCUCACGGCGAUCAACAUCCUCGAGCUCAGAGCAACAUCCCUCAGACUCCUGAAGAGCCAUGCACUUGCAAGUGCGCUAGACAUCAGCAUAGACCUCAAAUGCCCCAUUUCUUCAAUGGCGCGAACUUUCCAUUCCAACCCUGCUUUCCGCCCUUUCAACCAUACUCUCCGUUUGUGUCACAAUUCUCUACCACCACGGGUUUUGGGCACGAAUCCCGUUCCAGGAGUGAUGCCCACGGAAUUGGUGGUGGGUGGGAGGAAAUGGCGAGAGAGAAUAUACUACUUGGGGAGGAACUAAUCAAAAAGGUGGAUGCUAGGAUAAAGAAGAGAGAGGAAGAAGCCGCGAAUAGAAAGGCAGAAGCUGCAAAGAGAAAGGAAGAAGCCGCAAAGAGAAAGGAGGAAGAAGCUGAGAGAGAGCAGAGAAAUCGAGAGAGAGAGGAAAGAGCUAGAGAGGCAGAGGAGAGAUGUAUCGUGAGAGAGAAGAGACACAGUGAGCGCAAGUCUUGA